AUGAACGCACACAGUCUCCAAACCGGUGGCGCUUUAACAAUAAUUUUUCAAAUAGUCCUGCUGUCUGCGGCCACACUCGAACCUUACGACAUGCUUUAUGCCAGCGGAGUGGAGGCUUUAAACCAGGGGGAUUAUGCGAGUGUGGUGAUGUACAUGGAGGGAGCAUUGCGGAGUUUCUCUGAAGUGCGGCAGACCAGAAUUGGAUGUAGUCUAAAGUGCAACGAUGAACAUGAACUCAGCUCGAGUGCCACUGAGCUCCAUUUGUUUGAUGUGGUUUUGCGAAGAGCCGCUUGUCUCAGUGACUGUAUUGAAACAAAAAUCGGACCUCAGUCUAUGCACAAAGUAAGCGAGGAUGUUCUUCAGGAUUUCCGCAGAAGAAUCCCUUACAACUACCUCCAACUAGCUUAUCUAAAGCUUAAGCAACUGGACAAGGCAGCAGCUGCUGCUCACACCUAUUUUCAAGCAAACCCUGAGCAUGUAGAGAUGAGCCAGGACCUGGAGCUGUACAAGUCUUUGAAGGGUGUGGAGGAGAAGCACUUUUUUGACAAAGAAAUCCGCCCGCAUGAGAGAGCCUUCAGUGCUGGAGUGCAGCUGUAUAAUGAUGGCAACUACGAGGAGGCUGUGGCAUUAUUUGAGGAAGCUUUAACUAAGUACUACAAAGCAGACAUUGAUUGUCGAGCCCUGUGCGAUGGACCACAACACUUCAGUGAACAAGAUCAUGUGCUGUAUCGCUACAGCCUCACUGAGCUCAUUUCAGACCACUACACACAGGUUCUGCACUGCAAACAUGAGUGUGUGCGAGAUUUGGCCACACGCCCUGGCCACCUCUCUCCCAUGAAGAACUUCUUGCCGCUACAUUAUGAUUACCUGCAAUAUGCCUAUUUCCAAGUGAACAAACUGGAAGAAGCUCUGGCCUGUGCUCUGACCUACCUGCUGUUUCAUGAAGGUGAUGAGUUCAUGACUGAAAAUGUAAAGUACUUCACUGAGUUAAUGGGUCAUAGUGGCAGGCCUCGCCAGGAGGCUGUGCACUAUCUGAAGAGACACAAGCAGGAGUUGGAGCUGCUUUACAUUGGCAGUGAAGCCUUGGGAGUGCCCUACAUUGAGGGGAACUACUGGAGCAGUCCCGGUGGAAGAGAAGAUGCAAACCGAGUCCCAUCAGGAACUGAGAAAUGGAUGGAGGAUGCUCCAACCUUUGACAAAAAAACCUCAGUGGCAGUAAUUCAGCAGCCUGAGGAAGGAGGCUCUUUGGUGUAUGACAACGUUCACCUGGUGCAAAACUCAUUUGCCCUUAACGGAACUCAGAGGGUUCUUUUAGAUGAUGUUAUUUCUGAAAAUGAGUGUGCUGAGCUGACGCAACUGGCACAUGCUACAGCCAUGGCUGGAGAUGGCUAUAGAGGGAGGACUUCUCCUCACACACCAAAUGAAAAAUUUGAAGGGGCAACUGUGCUUAAAACUUUGCAGUAUGGUUAUGAAGGACGUGUUCCUUUGCAAAGUGCUCGACUCUUUUAUGAUGUUAGUGAAAAGGCCAGAAAGAUAGUUGAGUCAUACUUCAUGCUGAACUCCACUCUUUAUUUUUCAUACACACAUCUAGUGUGUAGAACAGCAGUAAAAGGUCAACAGGAGUACAGGAAUGACCUCAGCCAUCCAAUCCAUGCUGAUAACUGUUUACUAGAUCCUGAUGCCAAUGAAUGCUGGAAAGAGCCUCCAGCUUACACUUUUAGGGACUUCAGUGCUCUGCUGUAUCUGAAUGGGGAUUUUGACGGUGGCGAGUUUAUUUUCACUGAAAUGGAUGCCAAAACUAUAACGGCCUCAGUAAAGCCAAGGUGUGGACGACUGGUGAGUUUUUCCUCAGGUGGUGAGAACCCACAUGGCGUGCGUGCUGUCACAAAGGGGCAGAGAUGUGCAGUGGCCCUGUGGUUCACCCUAGAUCCACUUUACCGAGAGCUAGAGCGGCUUCAAGCUGAUGAGGUGAUUGAGGCUCUUGAAAACCAGCAUGGAUGGGCUCACAUCAACGCAAAAGAUGAGCUAUAGCCAAGAACCAGAGGGAUAAAAACUUAAUAAUUUAUUAUAUUUUCAUGUGAUCAGAAAAUAAUUAUAUUUCACUGUUACAUGUAAAGUUGUGUUAUUUGAGAAAAUCAUAUACUGUACGUCAGGGUUAUUUUGCUGUGUUUUAGAUAUUCCAAAGCAUAGAUUUUUGGAAAUCACACACUUCUACCUGUAAGUCCAUCAUGGAUAGUGAAAUACACUGUAUAGUAUAAUCUACAAUGUAAAAUAUGUGCACAUGAGUUUGUGCUUACUGAAUGUGUUGAUAAUAGUCACCCAUGUGUUUUAUUCUUUUUAUCAGAUAAUAUAUAGAGCACUAUUUUUUUAUUUAUUGUUUCAAACUAAUGGUUCACUUGUUUCAUGGAUGUAGAUAACUGUUUACAACACUGACUUGAAUCUCUGGUAUGCUCUGCCAUGUCAGCAUUUAUUAUUAGGAACUUUUUUAAAAUAAUUUUGUUAUUUAUUUUUGUUUCACAUGAUUUCAAGCAAAUUGUGGCACUUGGUGGCCAUUUUUCUCUUUGUAGGCAGUUUUUUGCCAUUUGCACUGUUCUUUUAAAAGGGCAUAUACAAUGAAAUCAUGCACGUUGUAAAAAAAAAAUGGUACUUUGCUUGUAAAGCUAAUUCCUGUUGCAAAACUUAUAACAAGGCAUUUAUUAUCUAAGUUAUAACUAAUGUUUUGUAAUUCUGUUUUUAUCGUGUGUUAAGAUAUAGUGAAAAAAUCUCCUUUCCGUGGUGGGUUCGAGUUCCCCAGAAUCACUGGGCACAAUGUAGUAACACACUGCAGAGUGGACACUAACCCACUGCUAUUAAACUGAAAAAAACCUGACUGACCAGCAAAUCAUGAGUUUACAUUUACAUUUACAUUUUUGGCAUUUAGCAGACGCUCUUAUCCAGAGCGACUUACAGAAGUGCUUCCAUAGUUCAGCAGUCCAAGAACAUUAAUCUGCUGAAACCCUGUUUUUUUUUUGCAAGAACUGAAUAAUGUGUUAGUAAGUAAGUACAUGUCAGCUUAAGUGAGAUUUUGAGUGAUAAGUGAGAAAUGUAAUAAAUAGAAAUAGGUGAUGUAACACAGUGGUAAACAUGCUUUUCGCAGGAUUACAUUUAUUUGUUUACCAAUUUUUUAACAAGUUGGUCGGUGAAAUCAUCGUCUUCUUUUGUCUUCUUUUGUACUUUUGUUAGUUAAAUAAAGACUCAAGAAAAGUUUUAAAUUACAUUUAUUGCAUUUUACAAAAUGAGCCAACUUUCCCUUACUUUCCCACCCAUGUGGCCUCAUAACUCAUUUCAACCUAUUUGCGUAUCCUUUGGUCAGCUUUUGGAUCUUUUUAGAUAGAAUUCCCCCUGUACCUGUAUUUUUUACAUUUUCUUAUUUGUAUUUAUUCAUUUAUUUUGUUAGGUAAAUCGUUUUUUUUUUUUUACUUAAACAGUGAGUGUGCAACCUUUUGCUCUCAACUAUGCAAAAAUAAAACACUGUAAUACCUUGUGUCUGGCUUAACAAUCUAGAAGCAUAAAAUUUAUUAUACAUGCAUAAAUUAAUGUUUUAAAAUCCUUGAACAGAUAUUAGAUGACAACAAGUUUUUUACACAUACAAGCCAUGUAAUCAAUGAUUUCUGUUCAGAUAAACUGUUUUGUGCAUGUUCACCAUUGAUGCCAGCAUAUUAAUGAUGAUUCAACCCAAAACAGAAAAUGAUAGAUAGUUAGUCUCAAUAAAAGAAAGAGCUGAACUGAAAAAUAUAAAAAUAUAAAAGCAAAAUAACAAAAUGCCUUAAAACAUUUUAUUGUUCACAAACUCAUGACCUUAAUGAUCUAGGCACAUUGUCACAUGACCGCUUGAAGAGGUGUCAUUGUCAAUUUCCUUCACAAAUUUUACUAAAUCAUAUGCACAAUUUAAAUUAUAUGAAUGUCCUUGAAACUAUGUAGUUUAUGUAAUAUAAGCUAUAAGCUAAAUAUUAUAAAAGAAACUGCAUUUUUAGUUUCUUCAGGUAAUCAGGUGAAUUUAUUUGUAUAGCGCUUUUUACAAUAGACUCAAAGCAAUUUUACAGAAUCCAGGACCAACAGACCAAAAACCAAUUGGGUUCAAUGAGACUGGAGGCACACACUGAAGUACUGCCAGUCCUGUUGAAUCCAAAAUUACUAAUUAAAGAAAACUUUUUCCUAAUUAGAGCAGACUAUGCUUUGUUCGUCAGCUUAAAGUAGUUACAAAGCUAUUUCUAAGGCACAGUAAGAGCCAUAAUCUUUCAACCGAAAAAAAUAACUUAAAACAAAGUAAUUUGCCUAAAAAUACCUCAAAGUAAUGACUUCUUGACAUGGGUCUCCAAAAAGAGACAUGGGACAUGGGUAAUGCUAACAUUCUACAAUAGGAGCGUCAUAUCAACAGUCAAACAUGGUAGUGAUAGUAGUGGGGAUACUUUGCAGUCUGUUGUUGCCAACUUGACAAUAAAUGUUACUCUCAACCAGUAAAUCGGAGUAUGUCUGGUUAUUAGUGAUCUAAAGUGCAACUGGAUUGUCAAGUCAACCCGUAAAUGACUCAACAGAAACAAAAAGUAAGGUUUUGGAGUGUCUUAUUCAAAUUCUUGAUUAAAAUUCAUUGAAAUGAUGUGACAGGACCUUGAAUGAACAGUUAAUGCUUGAAAUUUCUUUACUGUGGCUAAAGAGGAGUGGGACAAAAUGCCUUCACAUCAAAAUGAAAUACUAAUCUGCAGUGAUCUGAAGUUAUUGGUUGCUGUUGUAAAGGUUCCACAACCAAAUAUUGGUUUAGUUAUUUUUUUAUGCAUGUGAUUAAAGUGUUGCAUAACCUUUUGUUUUUAAUAAAUAAGAUGUCCAUGAA
Messenger RNA from Trichomycterus rosablanca, 4867 nucleotides. It is a transcript of the gene p3h2, whose product is annotated as prolyl 3-hydroxylase 2. The record is from RefSeq and is a predicted model, not a curated record. Gene Ontology annotation, cellular component: endoplasmic reticulum. Gene Ontology annotation, molecular function: procollagen-proline 3-dioxygenase activity; L-ascorbic acid binding; protein binding. NCBI's taxonomy places the organism in Eukaryota, Metazoa, Chordata, Actinopteri, Siluriformes, Trichomycteridae. Gene Ontology annotation, biological process: collagen metabolic process. Bases 1 to 2031 code for a protein of 676 amino acids. The transcript is spliced from 15 exons.